Molecule: messenger RNA, 790 nt
Organism: Sinocyclocheilus rhinocerous
Lineage: Eukaryota; Metazoa; Chordata; Actinopteri; Cypriniformes; Cyprinidae
Product: CD99 molecule (Xg blood group)
Exons: 5
Coding region: 53-325 (90 amino acids)
Biological process (GO): T cell extravasation; positive regulation of neutrophil extravasation; homotypic cell-cell adhesion
Cellular component (GO): plasma membrane
Source: RefSeq, a predicted model, not a curated record
UGUAGGAUUUGAUCUUGCUGAUGCUUUCGAUGAAGAUAUAGUAGAGAAUGCAAUGGGAGAUGCAGACCGGCACAGCGCAGGUCAAGGCAAAGCUCGCAGCGCCGGAGCCGUUUCUGAGUCGAACGACAGCGGAUCCGGUAUGGUUGUUGGUGUUGUUUGUGGGAUCGCAGUAGCAGCUGUUGGUGCCAUAACCGGAUACUUCACCUAUCAGAAGAAGAAACUGUGCUUCAAAGCCCAGAGAGGAGACCCGGAGAGCGCCAAAGAAGAGAACGGCACGCAGAGCGACCCACAGGGUGAGCCAUCCACUGAUCAUUUUCACCUUUAAAUCAUGUUUGUCACUGAAUAUUAUCAUAUUUAUAUAACAAUAGAUAGUGCUGUAAACAAGUUAUUCUCUUCUGGUGGGUCUCAGAUCUGCUCAGCAGUGAGAAACAGCAAUGAAAGCAAAUAAUAAAAAACAACUAACCAUAUAAUCAUGCAUGAUUUGGGCCUCGAAAUAAGCAUACUUACCAACUCGCAGAACGGAGAAGAAACACUUCCUCUCUUUUGCUGUUGAUGUCCCAACCAUCUAACGACUACCUAGCAGCACCCUAGCAACCAACCAGAACAGCCAACUACCUAGCAACCACCUAUAACCCCCUAACAACUACCUAGCAGCACCCUAGCAACCAAACAGAACCUUCAAACAACUAAUUAGCAACCAUGCAAAACCCUCUAACAACUCCUAGCAGCACCCUAGUAACCACCCUGGCAACCAACUAGAACCCCCCCCCAACUGCCUAGCAACCACCCA